This is a messenger RNA of Saxophila tyrrhenica, 621 nucleotides long. RefSeq lists its product as uncharacterized. The record is from RefSeq and is a predicted model, not a curated record. The coding region runs from base 1 to 621 and encodes 206 amino acids. The transcript has 2 exons. NCBI's taxonomy places the organism in Eukaryota, Fungi, Ascomycota, Dothideomycetes, Mycosphaerellales, Extremaceae.
AUGUCUUCCUUCUCCAACGCCGACACGGGCAGCAAGCCCGCCGACCCCUACACCGAGAAGAACUACCAAGAGCCCAGCCUGAAGGAGAAGGUGGACGACCUUGCCGCCUUCGUCGACAAGUGCAAGUUCUGCAUGAUGACCACCAAGACCCAAGACGGCCUGCUCGCCAGCAGGUGCAUGGCGCUUGCCGCAAAGGAGGGCCACGGCAUCGACUACAUCUUCCACACCAACACCGAGUCGGGCAAGACCGACGACCUCGCGGCCAACUCCUCCAUCAACCUCGGCUUCCUCAACAGCUCCGGCGAAUGGGCCAGCAUUUCGGGCACCGCGAGCGUGGAAACCGACCGCGAGAAGGUCAAGACCUACUACUCGCCUGCGCUCAAAGCGUGGCUCGGCGAUCUGGGCGAUGGUACCCACGACGGCGGACCAGAGGACCCCAGGAUCGGGCUCAUCAAGAUCACGAGCGAGACGGCGCAGUAUGCUGUCUCGGGCAAGACGAUGAUCGGGAGCGCGAUUGAGGUCGCCAAGGGCGUGAUGACGGGCGAGGCGCCGGCGGUGAAUAAGCUGAGGCAUUUGAGUGAGAGCGAGCUGAAGCAGGCGCGCGAGGGUGGGGCUGAGUAG